Molecule: messenger RNA, 3165 nt
Organism: Entrophospora candida
Lineage: Eukaryota; Fungi; Glomeromycota; Glomeromycetes; Entrophosporales; Entrophosporaceae
Source: the annotation of a GenBank genome assembly
AUGAAUCAACAUAAUUUUACAAUUGACACAGAUGCAAUUGUUCCCAAUAACAACAACUAUGACGAAAAAGAUAUUGAUUUUGAUUUAGUUUAUGCAUUUCACACUUUUCAAGCCAUUGUUGAAGGUCAAGCAAGUGUAGAGAAAAGAGAUCCUUUAACUCUGUUAGAUGAUUCUAAUAGUUAUUGGUGGUUAGUUAAAGUGUUAAGAAGUGAAGAAAUUGUUGGAGGAGAUGAAGGAGAGUAUGAAAAUGAAGAAUCUAAAGUUGUAAUUAAAAAACAAAACCAAUUAGAAGUAGAUGCCAAUAAUAAUAAUAUUAUUAUUCAAAUACAAAAUCAAGCAUAUGAUGGACAAAACUUUGAUGAAGAUAUGGAUAGAGAUAAUGGUGUAGUUUACACCAAUUUAGAACUAAAAAAUGAAGAUGUAUUAAUGACAGAAAAAAAAGAAUUUAAAAUCGAAGAUAAAAACUUUUUAAAUAGUCCUAUUGAGAAUAUUGUAAACCCUUCAACACUAAAUAAUAAUUUUGUAUCUAUUGAUAAUAAGACAAGCAUUACAUCAGAUUCUUCAAAAAUGCAAACAGAAAAUAAUUUUAAUAAUCUUAAUAUUAAUAAACAAGUAACUAUAGAUCAGUUAAUAAGUCCUCCAUUAAGUCCAGAACCAACUCAAUUGAAUUCCACUCCUAAUAUUAAUCAACAAAUGGAGCAGAAAUAUAACCAGCAUUUUGAUUCUAAUAAUCAACCUCAAAUGGCACCAGAAUCCACUGGUAUUAUUUCUCCUACAAAUCAAAUCGAACUGAACAAUAAUAAUAUUCAGCCUGCUAAUUCAAAUAUCUUUGUUCUAUCACUUCCUGAUGAACCAAAUCAGAAUAUAAAAGCGAGUAUUACACCUGCUCUAGCAAAAAUUUAUAAUAGUUAUACAACUGAUUUCAAUAAUGCCAUGAAUCUUAUGUCAAAAUCAACAAAUAACAUCACACCUAAUUAUAUACCACCAACAAUAAAUCAAAGUCAGUAUCAAAUACAACAACAGAAACAACAAAGAGUGCAAGUGAAUCCACAACAUGGUUUUCAAAUAUCUCAGCAGCAACACCAACAAUUAUUUCAACAACCUGAUAUAUAUCCACAAGGUCAACAGAAUAAUUAUAUGUCACUUGGUGAUUCUCAAAGGCCCCUUCUCAACAUUCAAACACAGCAUCAACAACAACAGUCUACUUGUUCAAAUGGUAAUCUACCACUGCCACCAAAACAACAACAAUCACAAUCAUUAUCAUCUGCACAACCCAUGCAAAAUUCAAAAUAUGAAAAUUCUUCUGUACAACAACUAUUACCAUCAUCUCCUCCUACCUAUAGUAUCCUUCGUAUUUUCUCUGAGAUAUUUCAAUCAUUAAAUUCAUAUUCAACUGCUCCAUUACCAUCCAUAAAAAGAAGCUCAAUAGCAUCAAUAUCUUCAACAUCCUCCAACAUGUCAAAUCAUCCAAAAAUAAAAAAUCUUGAAUCAAAUUAUAAUGAAAAUCCUGUUACUGUUGCCUUCUAUCUAAAUAAAAAAAUUAGUAGAAAUAGUAGAUCAUCUAUUGGUGAUAAAAAAUUACAUUUACGUGUUAUAACAUAUGCUGACGACUUACCAACUCAUCUACGAUCCAAAGGUCCCUUGACACCAAUACCAAGAACAUCCUUGUCAGUAACAAAACAUCUUGCUGACAAAACAGCUAGGAGGCGUUCACGCGAGGAAGGAAAACCAAGGGAAAAACAUUUGAUUGUCAAUGGUUUGACAACUGUUGCUGAUGUUAUAUUGAAAUCAAUGAAGAAAUUUGGUAUUGUUGAUGGUAUUGUUGAUGAUGGUGAACACAUAGAAAGUAAUGAUGAUGAAAUACCACGUUAUAGACUAAUGCUUAAUAUAGAAGGAAAUGAAAAGUUAUUAAAUCCUAAAGCAGGAAUCCUGUCUGAAUAUCCAACACCACCAAAUCUUAGACAUUUAUCAAUUGAUUCAUUAGAUUCCGCUUCUUCACAUGCAUUGGAUUAUCUUCCAGAUGAACCCAUUUUUGUUUUACGUCUAUUAAAACCUGAAGAUCAUAUAAAUCGUGCAAUGCCAGAUGCUAUUGAUCCAAAAAAAUAUAUGCAACAAUCAUCAUCAUCGUCAUUAGAAAAACAAAUGAUAAAUUAUAAUGAAUCUAUGAAUGAAAAUAGUGACAAUAAUGAUGAACUAUUGAAAAGAAAACAACUUAUUGAAAAGCAACGUGAAUACAGUAGAGCCAAACAAAAGUCUAUUAUAUCAGCUCAUAAAAAUACUGAACAAGGUAUUGAUAUUGUCACAAGGGAUGGAGCAAUUAGAAGUUCAAGGAUUUUUGGUGGGUCAAAAGUACGUUAUUCAUUUAUUUCAGCUGAUGGCGAAGAAAUUGAUAUCAGUGACAUUGUUGAAGAUAUUAUGGGUGAUGAUUAUGAGCUUGUGGUAGAGGAGGAUAUUGAUGAAGAUCCAAUAAAAGAACAACACCAAAAACAUCAAGAAGACUCAAACUUGACAUCAACAGAUUUUAGUAAUAAUAGUAGUAAUGAAGAAUCAUUGUCAUCGCCAGCUCCUAACAAAAAGAAAUCUUAUAGAAGGAGUAGUACCCAAGAUGUAGAUAUUUUGGUAAAGAUUGUAGGCCGGGCUCAAAAUAGUAACGGUGAUGAAAGGUCAAGUCAAUCAUUAGACAAGAUUGGUCUUGUAAUUGAAAAAGUAAAACAAACUCCAUCAUAUAGGUUGAGUAAAUCAAACUUAAAUCCUAAUUCUGAUCCGAAUUUCAAUCCAAACUUUACUCAACCCAAUUCAAUAAUGAGCAUAGAAUCCGAAAAUCAAGAUACAGCAGGUAGUUUAGUUUACAAACCUAAUAGUAAAACGCAACCAUUCCAACAAACAAAAACAAGAGACAGAUCCUUUUCCAAUUCAUCAGUUAAUGAUUUUGGUUUGAAAGAAUUGUUGACGCUUGUGAGAUCAGGUGUUAAUAUGUUGGAAUUGAGAGAGCGUAGGAAGAGUGGAUGGCAUUUAAAUGAAGAUCCUGAGAAAGUUUUGAAACAAAUUAAGCCAACUGAAAUAAAAGAAGAAAUUAAAGAUAUUUUUUCUGAUGUUAAUCAACAAAUUGAUAAAAUGGAACAGGAUCUCGAUAAAUUAUUGGAUGAUGUAAUAAAUACAUUUUGA